Cylicocyclus nassatus is the source of this 996-nucleotide messenger RNA. NCBI's taxonomy places the organism in Eukaryota, Metazoa, Nematoda, Chromadorea, Rhabditida, Strongylidae. The record is from the annotation of a GenBank genome assembly.
AUGAUCCCGGGAGAAUUCUCGUUUAAUGUCAAAGGUGGACGCUGUGAAGCCUGUUCCGGCGACGGCGUCAUGAAAAUUGAAAUGAACUUUUUGCCGGAUGUCUUUGUGGAAUGUGAAGAAUGUAAAGGUGGUAAAACCGUGUAUAUUCUCGAUGAACCAACAACCGGUCUGCAUUUCCAUGAUGUGAAGAAGUUAAUCGGCGUUCUUGAACGUCUUGUUGAUGCCGGAAACACCGUAAUUGUUAUUGAACAUAACCUUGAUGUCAUUAAAUGUGCCGACUAUAUCAUCGAUUUGGGACCGGAAGGCGGGACAGCGGGAGGAACCAUAAUUGCCAAAGGAACUCCGGAAGAGGUUUCCAAAGUCAAAAAAAGUUAUACCGUAUCCCAUAAUAAUUUCCCUCAAGACAAAUCUGUAUACAUGGGAAAGUUGAGAGACCGUGAUAUGCGUAAUAUUAUCCGGAAUCGGAAGCAGAAAAAGAAAUCUGUAGCUUGGCUUGCAGAAUAUUAUGGCGUUACCAAACGUAGAAUCAGACAAAUUCUUGCUUAUGAAGAAAAAUAUGGUGCUGCACCUAUAGUUCAUAAUAAAGGAAGAAAAAUGAAGAAGAUCACUGAAAAAGAGGAAGAACUCAUUGUCAGUUACUAUCUUUUAACACGAUUGUCUCCUGUUUACCUAGAACGUGUUAUUGAAAAGAAGGAAGUCCCAAUUCUCGAAAACAAAAGCAACGGAAAUAUCAUAGAUAUGAACGAAAUCACUCCAUGUCACUAUGGCAUGGAGAUUGGAAACAGAUACAUCUCCAGGAUAAAAACUAUUUGGAUGAUUAUUGCCUUUGUUGAUGAUAGUUCACGUCUCAUUACCUGUUCUGGUCUCUAUGAGAAUGCAACCGCCGCAAACACCAUUGAUACACUUAAGAAAGGGUUCGAAGAAUAUGGUAUUCCGGAUGCAAUUUUAAUCGAUAAUGGAACUCAAUUUUUUUGCUGUGAAUUCCAACUCCCCUGA